AUGGAGCCGGAGCGGCUGCGGCGCCGCCUGGGCUGCGCGUUCCGGGCGCGGGGGCUGAUGCUGCGGGCGGAAGCUGUAAAAUAUCUCACUGAAACUCUUCAGUCCCUCAAUGAAGAAGAGUUUGAAGACGUAAUUGACAGAAUCAUCGAUGCUGUUGAAAAACAGCCUUUGUCAACUAAUAUGAUUGAACUGUCCACAGUGGAAGCAGCUGUCCAAGAAUGUAGCCAAGCAUCAGAUGAAACAAUGUACGGUGACAUUAUUUCUUUUUAUUUGAUGUUUAUGGGAGUUGUAUGCAUGCCUUUAUUUCUGAUUGGGAAAUAUCUCGAGGUGGGUGGAUGUUACACUCACAUGUGCUUUGUUUUUCCAGGUUAUUCCUCUGCUCCUCCAACCUGCUUUUUCUUUUGUGGAAAUUUCUCAUCUGCGCCAUAUGGAAAAAACCAAAUUCAGUCUCUGAAAGGUUCCUUGAAGGCUCUUGCAGAUAUAAUAUGUGAAUAUCCCAGCAUUCAUAAAAGCAGUCGAUUUGUGUUUGUUCCUGGCCCUGAAGAUCCUGGUCCUGGCUCUGUUUUACCACGACCUCCUCUGGCUGAAAACAUCACUCAGGAAUUCAGGCAGCUGGUGCCAUUUUCAGUUUUCACCACAAAUCCUUGCAGGAUUCAAUAUUGCACACAAGAAAUCAUCAUCUUCCGUGAAGAUUUGGUAAACAAAAUGUGCAGAAACUGCGUCCGCUUCCCUAGCAGCAGCAUGGACAUUCCCAAUCAUUUUGUAAAGACCAUAUUAUCACAAGGACACCUGACACCACUUCCACUGUAUGUUAGCCCUGUGUACUGGGCCUACGACUACGCCCUGAGGGUUUAUCCUGUGCCAGAUAUGCUCGUCGUUGCGGAUAAAUACGACCCCUUCACUGUCACCAACACUGACUGUCUCUGCAUAAAUCCUGGUUCUUUUCCAAGGAGUGGCUUUUCUUUCAAGGUAUUCUACCCCUCCAACAAGACUGUUGAAGACAGCAAGCUUCAGGGUCUCUGACUUUCUACAAGGCUACAAAAAGAGACUGAGCCUUUGUGAGGCCAACUGCAGCACUCGUUUAGAUGGAGUGAUUUUAUGAUGUUUUGCAGGCUGUUCAUAAUAAAUGUCAAAGCCAUGCUUAUUUUGUACGACAAUAAACUUUUACACAAAAA
Centrocercus urophasianus (Greater sage-grouse) is the source of this 1175-nucleotide messenger RNA. It is a transcript of the gene POLE2, whose product is annotated as DNA polymerase epsilon 2, accessory subunit. Gene Ontology annotation, cellular component: epsilon DNA polymerase complex. The record is from RefSeq and is a predicted model, not a curated record. The transcript is spliced from 11 exons. Bases 1 to 1023 code for a protein of 340 amino acids. Gene Ontology annotation, biological process: error-prone translesion synthesis; DNA-templated DNA replication. Lineage: Eukaryota; Metazoa; Chordata; Aves; Galliformes; Phasianidae. Gene Ontology annotation, molecular function: DNA binding.